UCAGAGAGUUUCCUCCUCCUUCUCCUUUCUCCUAUUCUGGGAGGUUCACAUAAGCAAUCUGAACUCUCUCUGCCCUGAACAAGCAUAUUUAUAAAACACUGAGAUGUAAGUUGUGAUCUUCUGCACAAGGUUUAACAGAGGAGAAAGAAAGCGAGACGGGAAAGUUGCAUCCUAAACUCUGCCAUCAGAGGAUCUGGUUUCCAUCCUGAUAACAGCCAACCAGGUUCGCUAACAAGACAUGGAGUCAAAAAAUGAAGGGUCAACGCUGUUGACCAGUGAGAAAUUGGCCUCUAUUGAGGAUGAAGAUGUUCUCAACAAAAUGCUGGACAGUGCAGCAGAUUUUGAAGAGAGGCGGAUGAUUCGAGCUGCUUUGAGGGAUCUGCUCAAGAAAAAGAGAGAAAAAAGGGAGCAGGAGCGCGGGGUGAGGCACCAAGACCUGAAACAGCAGGGCUUGAAUAGAGGAGGGACGACUGGAGGAACUGUUAGCGUCGGAAGAGCAUCUAUGAACCAGCAGCCAUCGGUGAACAAGUCAGCAGGUCAGCCGUCAUCCUCCACUCCAAUCAGCAAGACCACAGGCAGGGCUGGUCCUGCUGCUGUCUCAGCCCAGAAAUGUUCCUUUGCUGAACCACCCAAUGCUAAAAAUGUCAAACAAAUGCUUCUGGACUGGUGCAGGGCCAAAACAGAGCCAUAUGAGGGGGUAGACAUCCAGAACUUCUCAUCCAGCUGGAAAGACGGCAUCGCCUUCUGCGCCUUGGUGCACAGAUUCUACCCCGACGCGUUCGAAUACUCCACCCUGAACCCUUACAAGCCCAGAGACAACUUCCAGCUGGCUUUCAGCACGGCAGAGAGGCUGGCAGGCUGCCCCCCUCUGCUGGAUGCUGAGGACUUGGUGCGGAUGAAGGAGCCCGACUGGAAGUGUGUGUACACGUACAUCCAGGAGUUUUACCGCUGCCUGGUGGAGAAGGGCCUCGUCAAAACCAAGAAGCGCCCAUAAGUCUCCGAGAGCCCACGAGUCACUGUGAUCUUUCCAGAUAAACGCACCGAGAGAGCCUGAGGUCAAAAGGAUGACUUUGUGAUCGUGUCCAGAUAAAUAUUUACCAUUCGAUCUGAGCCAUUUCACUAGAAACGAACGGUGACAAAUGGAUGGUAUUCAACAACAGGGAAUUGUUGCUGUCUGUGUGAUUUAAGAGAACAGCUGGUGCUUAGGGUCAGUUCAUUCCUCUGAGAUUACACAUCUGCAUUAAUCCCACUGUGAGUCUGAGCAUGACUUUCAUGAUGAUGAUGAUGAUGAUGAUGUCCAGGACUCGCUGCAGUAUGUGCGUCAGUUAAAUAAAUACUUAUUUCAUUAUGCGACUUGCUUUUUUUCCCCUGCAAAAGCAAUUAAGAAAAAUCAUAUUUUUUCCAUGAACUUUGGCAUGAAACGUGUUGACUGCAUCGUCCAAAUGCUGAGGAAUAAAAAGGGUAAUUUGUA
Gambusia affinis (western mosquitofish) is the source of this 1471-nucleotide messenger RNA. RefSeq names its product smoothelin a (gene smtna). Gene Ontology annotation, molecular function: protein binding. Gene Ontology annotation, biological process: actin cytoskeleton organization. Lineage: Eukaryota; Metazoa; Chordata; Actinopteri; Cyprinodontiformes; Poeciliidae. The record is from RefSeq and is a predicted model, not a curated record. Bases 239 to 994 code for a protein of 251 amino acids. Gene Ontology annotation, cellular component: microtubule organizing center; filamentous actin. The transcript is spliced from 8 exons.